Molecule: messenger RNA, 1257 nt
Organism: Magnolia sinica
Lineage: Eukaryota; Viridiplantae; Streptophyta; Magnoliopsida; Magnoliales; Magnoliaceae
Product: histone H1-like
Exons: 2
Coding region: 163-972 (269 amino acids)
Biological process (GO): negative regulation of DNA recombination; chromosome condensation; nucleosome assembly
Cellular component (GO): nucleus; nucleosome
Molecular function (GO): nucleosomal DNA binding; double-stranded DNA binding; structural constituent of chromatin
Source: RefSeq, a predicted model, not a curated record
ACACAGCUCGAAUCCAUCUCUCAUCUGCUUUCUUCUUCCUCCUCAGAUCUAUUCCAAAAGCCCUAAAUCCCAUAUCUCCUGUCCUCUUUCCUCAAAUCCCUACCAAAAGCCCUAACCCUAAUUUCCAGCUCUCUCCUUUAUUCUCUUUCUCUCUGCAAUUCCAUGGCUCCUACCGACGAAACUGCUGUCCCGAUCGAGGCAGUGCCCGAUCCGGCUCCUGUAGAACCCACCGAAGAGAAGCCCGAAGAAGUGAAAGCUGCGAAGCCGAAGAAGGCGAAAGCUCCGAAAGAGCCAAAGCCGAAGAACCCGGCCAAGCCUAGGAAGCCGAAAGCUUCUCCAGGCCAUCCGCCCUACUUCGAGAUGAUCAGCGAGGCAAUUGUCUCUCUCAAGGAACGGACUGGAUCGAGCCAGUUCGCGAUCGCUAAGUUCGUCGAAGACAAGCACAAGGCUCACCUCCCAUCCAAUUUCAAGAAGCUGCUCCUCGUUCAGCUCAAGAAGAUUGUUGCUGCUGGCAAGCUCACAAAGAUCAAGAACUCCUACAAGCUUCCUUCCGCCCGGCCUGCUGUGCCUGCUGUUAAAAAGCCCACCAAGCCCAAGGCUGCUCCAAAGCCGAAGCCGGCUGCAAAGCCGAAAGCCGCAGCGAAACCAAAGCCGGCUGCCAAACCGAAGCCAGCUGCUAAGCCAAAAGCUGCAGCGAAGCCGAAGCCUGCUGCGAAGCCAAAGCCAGCCGCGAAGCCGAAAGCCGCAGUGAAGACAAAGGUAGUGGCUAAGACGAAGCCGAAGCCGAAGCCGAAGGCGCGGCCAGCCAAGGCUGCUAGGGUUUCUACAAGAGCGUCGCCAGGGAAGAAAGCAGCCCCACCGAAGCCAGUGGCGAAGAAAACCUCAGCUGUCAAGAAGCCGAAGAGUGUGAAGUCGACGAAGUCGCCUGUGAAGAAGGCGCCAGCAAAGAAAGGAAGGAAGGCAGCUAAAUGAAAAGGGGGCUAGGGUUUGGGUUUGGUUUUCAGGGGUAGUUCUGUAAAUUUCUUGACUGGUAGGGGUAUGCUCGGAGUGGCAUACCAGAAGGGAAAAAAGAAAUGUAUAACAGGAAAGAUGUUUUCGUCAUGUUGGGUGUUUUCGUUUUUAGGGAUUUAUGAUAAUUGUAGUUUUUUUUUUUCCUUCUUAUCUUUUAAAUUUCAAGUGGGAAUGUUUGGAUAAUCAUCUGGUUUGUAUUCACGGAGAAAUUAGUUUGAUUAGAUGCCGUUGGUUUUUGGGUUCUAA